UCUCGCGCUGCCUCUCGGUUCCCGUCGCAACGAGAUCUUUCGAGAUCUUCUCCGCCCCCGCUCCCGGUACCCGUUCUGCGGCCGCUGAGCCGGAGCCGGCCCGAGCAGCGCCCUUGGCCGCCGUGCCUUGUCCAAGGACCAAGGGGGCUCGCGUGGACAGCCGCGCGUGCCUCCACCGCUCGCCGGCGCCGCCCAGCACCCUCCGUCCUCUGGCCCACGCGGCCAGCUCUCCGCACGCCAGCCCCGCCGGCGUCCGUGUGCUGUCUCGGCGGCCGGCCCCGGGCCCGAGUCCGAGCAGUUAGCCGUCGCCAUGUCGGUGGUGGGCAUAGACCUGGGCUUCCAGAGCUGCUACGUCGCUGUGGCUCGCGCCGGCGGCAUCGAGACGAUCGCGAACGAGUACAGCGACCGCUGCACGCCGGCUUGCAUUUCCUUUGGUCCUAAGAAUCGUUCAAUUGGAGCAGCAGCUAAAAGCCAGGUAAUCUCCAAUGCAAAAAACACAGUCCAAGGAUUUAAAAGAUUCCAUGGCCGAGCGUUCUCUGAUCCGUUCGUGGAGGCAGAAAAAUCGAACCUUGCGUAUGAUAUUGUGCAGUUGCCCACUGGAUUAACAGGUAUAAAGGUGACAUAUAUGGAAGAAGAGCGACAUUUUACCACUGAGCAAGUGACAGCUAUGCUUUUGUCCAAACUGAAGGAGACAGCAGAAAGCGUUCUUAAGAAGCCUGUUGUUGACUGUGUUGUUUCGGUUCCUUGUUUCUACACUGAUGCAGAGCGUCGAUCAGUGAUGGAUGCCACACAGAUUGCUGGUCUGAACUGCCUGCGAUUGAUGAACGAGACUACUGCAGUUGCUCUUGCAUAUGGAAUCUAUAAGCAAGACCUUCCUGCCUUAGAAGAGAAACCAAGAAAUGUAGUGUUUGUAGAUAUGGGGCAUUCUGCUUAUCAAGUUUCUAUUUGUGCCUUUAAUAAAGGAAAACUAAAAGUUCUGGCCACUGCCUUUGACUCAACCCUUGGAGGCAGAAAAUUUGAUGAGGUAUUAGUAAAUCACUUCUGUGAAGAAUUUGGGAAGAAAUACAAGUUAGACAUAAAGUCCAAAAUCCGAGCGUUGUUACGGCUCUCCCAAGAGUGCGAGAAGCUCAAGAAGCUGAUGAGUGCGAACGCCUCAGACCUCCCCCUGAACAUUGAGUGUUUCAUGAACGAUGUCGAUGUAUCUGGAAUGAUGAAUAGAAGUAAAUUCCUGGAGAUGUGUGAUGAUCUUCUAGCUAGAGUGGAGCCACCGCUUCGUAGUGUUUUGGAUCAAGCCAAGUUAAAGAAAGAAGAUAUUUAUGCAGUGGAGAUAGUUGGCGGUGCUACACGAAUCCCCGCAGUAAAGGAAAAGAUCAGUAAGUUUUUUGGUAAAGAGCUUAGUACGACGCUCAAUGCCGACGAAGCCGUGACCCGAGGAUGUGCGCUGCAGUGUGCAAUCUUAUCGCCUGCUUUCAAAGUCAGAGAGUUCUCUAUCACCGAUGUGGUACCAUUCCCCAUAUCCCUGAGGUGGAAUUCUCCAGCAGAGGAAGGGUCAAGUGAUUGUGAGGUUUUUGCCAAAAAUCAUGCUGCUCCUUUCUCGAAAGUGCUCACUUUUUAUAGAAAGGAACCUUUCACUCUGGAGGCCUAUUACAGCUCCCCUCAGGAUCUGCCCUACCCAGACCCUGCUAUAGCUCAGUUUUCAGUUCAGAAAGUCACUCCUCAGUCUGAUGGCUCCAGUUCCAAAGUGAAGGUAAAAGUUCGAGUCAACGUGCAUGGCAUCUUCAGUGUGUCUAGUGCAUCCCUAGUGGAAGUUCAUAAAUCCGAGGAAAAUGAAGAGCCAAUGGAAACGGAUCAGAACGCAAAGGAGGAAGAGAAGAUGCAAGUGGACCAAGAGGAGCCACCUGUGGAAGAACAGCAGCAGCAGCAGCAGCAGACACCAGCAGAAAAUAAGACAGAAUCUGAAGAAAUGGAGACCUCUCUGGCUGGAUCUAAAGACAAAAAGAUGGACCAACCGCCUCAGGCCAAGAAGGCUAAAGUGAAGACCAGCACUGUGGACUUGCCCAUUGAGAAUCAGCUGUUGUGGCAUAUAGACAGGGAGAUGCUCAACUUGUACAUCGAAAAUGAGGGUAAGAUGAUCAUGCAGGACAAAUUGGAGAAGGAGCGCAACGAUGCCAAGAACGCGGUGGAAGAAUACGUCUAUGAAAUGAGAGACAAACUUAGUGGUGAUUAUGAGAAGUUUGUGAGUGAGGAUGAUCGAAACAGUUUUACCUUGAAACUAGAAGAUACUGAAAAUUGGCUCUAUGAGGAUGGUGAAGACCAGCCAAAGCAAGUCUAUGUUGACAAGUUGGCUGAAUUAAAGAAUCUAGGUCAGCCUAUUAAGAUACGAUUCCAGGAAUCUGAAGAAAGACCAAAAUUAUUUGAAGAACUGGGGAAACAAAUCCAACAAUAUAUGAAAGUAAUCAGUUCUUUCAAAAACAAGGAGGACCAGUAUGAGCAUUUGGAUGCUGCGGACAUGGCCAAGGUGGAGAAGAGCACAAAUGAGGCCAUGGAAUGGAUGAACAGCAAGCUGAAUCUGCAGAAUAAGCAGAGCCUGACCCUGGACCCCGUGGUCAAGACAAAAGAGAUUGAAGCUAAAAUUAAGGAGCUGACGAGCUUCUGUAGCCCUAUAAUUUCCAAGCCUAAACCCAAAGUGGAACCUCCAAAAGAGGAGCAGAAAAACGCAGAGCAGAAUGGACCAGUGGACGGACAAGGUGACAACCCUGGCCCUCAGGCCGCCGAGCAGGGUGCAGACGGAGCUGUGCCUUCCGAUGCUGACAAGAAGCUUCCUGAGAUGGACAUUGAUUGAUUGCAACACUUGUUUAUAUUAAAACAGACUAUUAUAAAGCUUUAAGUUGUCAGCUUUGUUCUAACUAUCAACUAGAGCAAGUGAAACUGGAGAUUUCUUAAUCAGUUUUUAGGGGCUUUGGGGAAAGGGAUAUAGGAAUGUAGGAGCUUUUGACUUCUAAAUAGUUAGAUACAGAGAGUGAGUACAUUGUAUCUCUUUCAUAUUUCGAAGCCAGUGAGUACCUGCACGUAAGCUUCACUCAUUCUGUGUUGAAUCAUGCUUCUUCGAGGGUAAAUUUGUUUUAGAAAGUUGAGCUGUCACAAAAAUUAUACCUAGCUGUUGAGCAACCUUUACACGAUGCUCGGCCUGACAGGAGCUCGAAUUGCGUCUUCAGAGUCUGCUAUUGAGCUUGCCCGAAGGCUCCCCUCUUGGUGUGGGGAUGAGGGCAGGUCCCCCUCAGCUCUGGGGGCUGGAAUAGCACAUGGCCGAAGUUAGUGGAGCGGAAGUAUGCUCUCGAGCUAAGGCCAGGCCUCCUGUCCUCUCCCUCCGCAACUCCUCUCAGCAGAGCUCCCAACCCCCAAUGCCCACGCCAGAACAGACCGGGACUGAAGCUCUGAGACCUGCACUUCUUAAAGUGCUCCUUGUGCCCAGAGCUUUGGGGCUCCUCCGGCAGAAAGGGCAGCCUUGUGUGGAGGGACAGUUGCUGUAGGCAGUCAAGUUCUUGUUAAUUAUGGCAUAAAGAAUUGUGCCACGGCCUGUUCAUUCAGGUGCCAGAGGUUCUGUAUGUAUUGGGUACAUUUUGGACUCCUAGAAGAAUAGAGGUUCUUUUCAGCUCAUCUGUCCCCUGUGUGCCAAGUAUUCUUUCUGUUAGGAAUCUUCCCAUUUCUGUGUGAAGCAGCUGAGACAGAUCAUACAGAAACCCAAGAUGCAACGCAUCACACCGGCUGAGCCUAAAGUGAGUGUGAAAGCAGUGCGGCCUGAUGUGUCAGCCUCUCGGCCUUCCUUUUGGGGGCACCUGCAGCAGAGGCCCGAGCUGGUACCUGCCUUAGAAACUCCUUUCCAACGGUGUUGGUUUUGCUUUGUAUCUUUGUGAUAAUGGCUACUACUCUGUGUAACAGAGUGUGUCUGUUGAUGUUGGGCUCUGUUAGAAAUGAGACCAUACCCUGCACAGUUUCUGUUUCUGUCCAUGUCCACAUAGAAAUGUUCCUGCGUCACAAGCCCUCAAGUGCCAUGGAGAACAGCUGCCUACACGGAAGGGGGUGUGUGGGCAAUGGCCCUGGCCAGGCCUGCACUCACCUGGCAGGCUUCUCAAGUGUCAGUUGGCAUGAUGCCAGCUGGGACCUGCUGGCUGCAGGGUUAAGCCAACUUUUAGGCUAAAGUUUUGUUGUGUGUGUUUGUGGGGGAGGGCUUGGGUGUUGGGAUGGGAUAAAUUUGAAGAUUAUAACUAGGAAUGAGGUGACAUGGUUGCUUGCUGUCUGACAGUCUUUCAGACCAGAUGGAUUCCCACAGGUGCCAGGCCAUAGAGUGAACACAAGGAUCUGUCCCGGCUGCGUUACCCAGUUGGUCUGUUAAAAACUCCAGGUCACGUUCUCACACUAAGAAAAACAUGCAGUAAACAUGAGACAAGUUUAGGAAAAACUAAUAAAAGAAACCUGUCUUAGACUCUAA
Molecule: messenger RNA, 4489 nt
Organism: Ochotona curzoniae (black-lipped pika)
Lineage: Eukaryota; Metazoa; Chordata; Mammalia; Lagomorpha; Ochotonidae
Gene: HSPA4
Product: heat shock protein family A (Hsp70) member 4
Exons: 19
Coding region: 311-2842 (843 amino acids)
Biological process (GO): protein folding
Cellular component (GO): cytosol; nucleus
Molecular function (GO): ATP binding; ATP-dependent protein folding chaperone
Source: RefSeq, a predicted model, not a curated record